AUGGGAGUCUCCUCCCUCCUCUCCGGACUCAACGCGCGUAUCAAAGGCUCAAUCAUCAACUCCCUGACUCUUCCAAACGGACGGACGACCUCGGAUCUCUCCACCAUGACCAUCAUAUGUUCCAACUUCUUCCAGAACCUGUACAGCGGAAGCACCCCUGUCACCCCUAACCCAUCCUUCUGGCAACACAUUCCCCCAUCCUCCAUCCCGAACCCCUUACUCCUCCGCCUCAGUGCCCCCUUUUCCCUGGCCGAAAUCGGAACAGCUCUCCUCUCUCUUUCACGUGGAAAAACCCCUGGCCCAGAUGGCCUCCCCGGGGAGCUUUUUCGACAAUUCUCCCCACGUUUCGCCCCGGCCUUCCACUCCCUACUCUCACCAGCACAGCCACUCUCUUGCCUCCCUCCAUCUAUGCUGUCCGGACGAACGGUCCUUAUUCCUAAAAGAGGGGACUCUUCGCUUGUGGAAAAUCUCCGCCCCAUCACACUAAUGAACGCUGAUUACAAGGUACUCGCGCUGUGCCUUGCUAACCAUCUUCAGCUCGUGCUUCCCCAGCUCAUCCACCCAUCCCAAACCGCUUUCAUCAAACACAGAAAAAUCGGUGACACAAUUAAUGAUACCCUCGACAUCAUGGACUGGGCGGCCUAUUCCUCAUCCCCCCUUUUCGCUCUCACUGUGGACUUUCGCAAAGCCUACGACCUCGUUGAUAGGCCUUUCCUCCUCCAUGCCCUAUCCAUCCUGGGCCUCCCCGCAUCCUUCAUCCACUGGGUUCGUCUAAUGCAUUCCGAUACGUACACACGUAUCUCGGUUAACAAUAUGCUCGGCCCCACCUUCCCCGUCCGCACUGGUGUCCGUCAGGGCUGCCCACUGGCUCCCUUGCUCUUCUUCUGCGUCAUGGAGAUCUUUCACCGAUACAUGUCCCUCUUCCUCCCUGGCUUUGCCUUGUCCCCUGCACAACGCCGGCUUAUGGCGUGCUACGCAUACGACGUCACUCUCUUCCUCACCUUUGAUACAGAGCUUGGGCUUGCUGUAGUGCUGCUCGGCGUCUUUGGAUCGGUCUCCGGAGAAGUUCCUAACUGGAACAAGUGCUCCAUAAUCCCUUUCAAUAUCCCCCCUUGUGAUCUCUUACACGCCGGGAGCAUACCCAUCCGAGCUCCCAAUGGGGCAGAACGCAUCCUCAGAAUCUACGUCGAACGCCUACACCCAGGUUCCACCACUUGA
Molecule: messenger RNA, 1218 nt
Organism: Closterium sp. Yama58-4
Lineage: Eukaryota; Viridiplantae; Streptophyta; Zygnematophyceae; Desmidiales; Closteriaceae
Source: the annotation of a GenBank genome assembly